CGACCUUCGAACGUAUCUCACCUUAAUAGGGUGGCUUGCGAUGGCUUCAUAUGUCUACACCGAACUCCAAGCCACAGUAGGUGACUUGAGGCUGGUCUUCUUACAGCCAGGCAGCUACCACGACGUCCUGCGCUGCAACAUUCAUCAUUAUCCACUUCUCGAGCCAAAUACACCAUUCAAGGAUGAAAGGCUACCUGUCAGCGCAUUACAGAAAACUCUCCCGGAUGGCUGGACGGUGGAACAGACUUUGGAUGGGCGAUACCUGUUCAUGAGCCCACGCCAUUCGGGAAUCCCUAAUUCUUGGAAACACCCAGAUGCUGAGUAUGAUCCAAAAGCGUACGAACUGCCAGAGCAUUCUGUUGGCGAUAGCUUCGCGUUGCACGUACCUCCAUACGAGGCCUUGUCCUAUUCCUGGGGAACAGCCGAUAACGAAGAAUACAUCCACAUUACCGACCCAGCCAGUACCCACAACACGCCAGCCUGGUUAAAGAUCCGCAAAAAUCUAGCUGCUGCUCUGGGGCAUCUAAGAUAUCCUGAUCGGCCGCGCACGUUGUGGAUCGACGCCAUCUGUAUCAACCAAGCCGAUAUUGAAGAACGCGGCCGACAAGUCAAACGGAUGAGCCAAAUCUACCCCCUUUCCGAGAAGGUCAUAAUCUGGUUGGGCUCCGAGUCCGAGGACAGCAAACAUGCGCUAGAGGCCUUAGAGUAUUUCAGUAAACAGGUGGAAUACGUAAUUUCUCAUCGAUGGGGCGAUGCCCCAAACGCUCAGGAGCACGACUGGUGGCGAGACGGGUUUGCGCUGCCCUACGACGGAAAGACAUGGAAAUCAAUAUUGUCGCUGCUGCAUCGACCAUGGUUUGAACGUGUCUGGGUUUUGCAGGAAGCUCUCUCGUGCGACCGAGUGGUGCUCCAAUGCGGCCGAGACACCAUCUCUUGGGUCCAUGUACGCAAGGCACUGCUGGUUCUCCGGCAGAAAUCAAGCAUACUGCCACAUGAUAUCAGGGACCGCCUCUUCCCAUAUGCACGAGGCUUGAUGGCACCACCGCUUGCUUCAUGUGAGCACCUUUUCCUCUGGACGCGAAAUCAGCAAUGCUCAGACCCUCGAGACAAGGUUUACGGAAUUCUAGGUCUGCUAGAUCCCAGAAUCGUAGCCAAGAUUGAGGUGGACUAUUCAACCCCUGCGUGGAAGACAUACGCACAGCUCGUCUUGGCUGAGAUGGAAGUCUACCAGAAAUUGAAUAUGAUCAACCACUGCAACAUGACGACGCGCCUCGAGGGAUAUCCAUCGUGGGUGCCAAACUUGGAGCGACCAAUUGAAGGUGCAAACAUGGGGUAUUUGAGCAUUCGAAGAUUUUAUGCUUCCGCACGCUCCAGCGCUGUUGCGAAGCUCAUCGAGCCGGCUUACCAUCUGCAAGUCACCGGGAGACGCAUUUCCACCAUCAGUCGUGUCAGCUACGACUUGACUGGUACAUUUGUACAACUCAUCGAAGUGGUCCGUGAUUGGGCGCCAAAAGAUCCAGAAAGCAACAUGUACGUCUCGGGAGGACUUUCCAUGGAUGCAUAUGUCGAAGAGCUUGUGCGGGGCAGGACCAGCGACAGAGCUCUGGGCGAUAACCCGUGUCCGUCAAUUCGGCGGCUUCGUGAGCUCUUGACGCCGGCAUUAGCCAGCGCCGAACUUGAUGACGAAGUGGCGCGGGCAUUCAAAGACUGCUUUUUCGCGAAUGAAUGCCUCUUUACUACCACGGAAGGGUAUAUGGGUGUCUCCGCAAGAGGCCUGCGCGAAGGUGACGAAGUUGCUGUAAUCCUUGGAUGCGACUUCCCGAUGGUUAUACGGCCUGGAGGUUCCGACCGAUACGAGGUCGUUGGGCCGUGCUUCGUGCAUGGGCUGAUGCUCGGCGAGGCCUUGAAGCCGCCUUUAGAGCCGCCGUGGAAAGAUGCGCUUCCUGUCACCAAAGGCUGGGCAUUGCCGUACUUUGUCAACACCGAGACAGGUGAGCUGUUGAAGGGUGAUCUAAGGCUUGGAUCGUUACCUCCUGGCUGGGAAGAGGUGACGUCGCUCGAUCCUUUUUUGCCGCCCUUCGUGUUCGAGAACAAAGACGAUGGAUGCAUCAGCAUCAAUGAUCCGAGGAUGUCAGCAGACGCUAUUCAGCAAAGAGGCAUCGUACUGGAGACUCUAGAGUUAAUAUGAUGACUGUAGUACAGUGCCAAGCUAAAAGUUUAGUUCCCCUACAACGCGAUCGCGCCUACCUAAAAAAGCUAUUGUGACGCCUAUCUAGCCAGAGACCUCUCAGAGCCUGGUCAGGCUAACUCUAGUUACGUGCCAGCCUAGUAU
Molecule: messenger RNA, 2332 nt
Organism: Trematosphaeria pertusa
Lineage: Eukaryota; Fungi; Ascomycota; Dothideomycetes; Pleosporales; Trematosphaeriaceae
Product: HET-domain-containing protein
Exons: 2
Coding region: 41-2188 (715 amino acids)
Source: RefSeq, a predicted model, not a curated record